AUGUCAGGCCGCGGCAAAGGAGGCAAGGGAUUGGGAAAGGGAGGAGCCAAGCGUCACAGGAAGGUGCUGAGGGAUAACAUCCAGGGCAUCACUAAGCCCGCCAUCCGCCAGUUUAUCUCUUCUCAAAAUUUUCCGGCGAAAAUGUCAGGACGCGGCAAGGGAGGCAAGGGAUUGGGCAAAGGAGGAGCCAAGCGUCACAGGAAGGUUCUCCGGGACAACAUCCAGGGCAUCACCAAGCCCGCCAUUCGCCGUUUGGCUCGCAGAGGCGGUGUCAAGCGUAUCUCUGGUCUCAUCUAUGAAGAGACCAGAGGUGUCCUCAAGAUCUUUCUAGAGAACGUCAUCCGUGACGCCGUCACUUAUACUGAGCACGCUCGCAGGAAGACCGUCACCGCCAUGGACGUCGUCUAUGCUUUGAAGAGACAGGGAAGGACCCUCUAUGGAUUUGGGGGUUAAUUCAGAUUACGGCUUGUUUAGGAUUUGGGGUUUAGAUCUGGGUGUCAUGAAAUUGUAAUACAAGUUUGAUUUCUCAGUAAAUUUGGCUGUUUCUUCUUUUUCU
Molecule: messenger RNA, 556 nt
Organism: Fragaria vesca subsp. vesca
Lineage: Eukaryota; Viridiplantae; Streptophyta; Magnoliopsida; Rosales; Rosaceae
Product: histone H4-like
Exons: 2
Coding region: 1-453 (150 amino acids)
Biological process (GO): nucleosome assembly
Cellular component (GO): nucleosome
Molecular function (GO): protein heterodimerization activity; DNA binding; structural constituent of chromatin
Source: RefSeq, a predicted model, not a curated record